Molecule: messenger RNA, 1611 nt
Organism: Laccaria bicolor S238N-H82
Lineage: Eukaryota; Fungi; Basidiomycota; Agaricomycetes; Agaricales; Hydnangiaceae
Product: MOP flippase
Exons: 14
Coding region: 1-1611 (536 amino acids)
Biological process (GO): xenobiotic detoxification by transmembrane export across the plasma membrane
Cellular component (GO): membrane
Molecular function (GO): xenobiotic transmembrane transporter activity; antiporter activity
Source: RefSeq, a predicted model, not a curated record
AUGAUUUGGUAUUCCCUGGAGAUGAUUCAACUACCGUCCGGCGCAGAGGAACCAUUCGCUUCUACCCAUACCUCCGUCCUCUCGAACCCACUAUUGGUAUCGAUCUUCAAGGAGGCUCCAAAGUCAGCGCUCCACCAAACGAAAUUACUCCUCUUAUCUCCACCCGCUGGCCGAGUUGAGGAAGUGAGCAGGCACAGAUCUGUCGACAUUGGCAGCGGUAUGGUCAUGUUCUGGGAGGAACUUCGCAUCCUCAUCAAGUACGCGUUGCCAGUCUUUGGAACUCAUCUCUUGGAAUAUUCUCUAGUCAUCGUUCCCGUGGUUUCUAUUGGACAGUUGUCUACCAACGCCCUUGCGGCAGUUAGCUUGGGAUCUAUGACCGCUAGUGUCACCGGCUUUACCGUUUUGCAAGGCUUCUCUGGCGUUCUCGACACCAUGCUCCCAUCCGCUUGGACUUCGCCUCAUCCCGAGUUAGUUGGUCUUUGGUCCCAACGUAUGACCGUGGUAAUGUCUGCGUCACUCAUUCCAAUGUUCUUGGUUUGGUUCAACGCAGAAACCAUCCUUCUGUCUCUUAGGCAAGAGCCAGAGGUAGCCCACCUGGCAUCAACUUACCUCCGUUGGGUUUCCUUAGGGCUGCCAGCCUAUGCGUUUAACUGUAUCAGCCGUCGCUAUUUUCAGUCACAAGGAUUGUUCGCAGUCCCCACCCGCAUUAUCUUUGUCGUAGCACCACUGAAUGCUUUCCUGAAUUAUAUCCUUGUUUGGGGUCCUAAACCCAUUCAGCUGGGUUUCAUUGGCGCUCCAAUUGCCACUGCGAUCUCGUUCAAUCUCGUGUCAGCCAUUUCGAUCAUUUAUGGUGUAUUCUUUGUCGACAGAGCGGCAUGGUGUCCUCCCUCGAGGAGAAUGUUCACAGGCUUGGGGCUGCUGAUCCAGUUAGGCUUGAGUGGCGUUGUUCAAACGGCGUCGGAGUGGUGGGCAUGGGAGUUGGUUGGGCUCGCCGCAUCUUUGCAUGGUCCCGCGUCACUUGCCACACAGUCAGUUCUACUAACUUCCUCAUCGACAACCUUCCAAGCGCCCUAUGCUUUGGGAGUGGCCACUUCUGUGCGAAUUGGUAACCUGCUCGGGGAACAAAAGGCCAUGCGGGCUGGAAUGGCGGCGAAGACCGCCAUCAUUGCUAUGUUCCUGGUGUUUCGCAACGUCUGGGGGUACCUUUUCAAUGACGAUCCAGAGGUCAUUACGUUGGUGGCGUCAAUGCUGCCUUUGGUAGCCCUCUUCCAGGUGUUUGAUGCCACCUCAGCGGUGACCGGAGGGAUUAUGAGAGCCAUGGGUAAACAGUUUACGGGAGCCUUGCUGAAUCUCAGCGCAUACUACCUCCUUGGUAUUCCCGUAGGCAUCUGGCUCGCUUUUUGGUGGGACAUGAAGCUACAUGGUUUAUGGAUCGGCCUGACUCUAUCGUUGGUGUAUUGCUCUGUGCUGGGCAUCAUCAUUUGCCUUCGGUCGGACUGGGACUAUGAGGUUAAGAAGGUCAUGAACAGGCUGAAGGCGGAAGCCAAAGCUCGCGAGGAGGAUACGCGCAUGCAUUGCGAUAGGCAUGGAUAUGAUGUGCCUGAGGUGUAG